UUUGUCAAAAUGGUUUUGUAGACUUGUGAAUUGAAAUUGGAUACCCGUUCCCCUGGAUGGCAUAAGACCAUGAUCAAAGUUUUGAAGAAUGUCAGUGGAGUAUCUUAUACCAUUGAUGCACAAGCCGGAAUAGCAUGUGUUUCGGGGACGGUGGAUCCGAGCACCCUUCUGACGUUAUUUGCCAAAGCAGGGAAGCAUGCACAGCUGCUGAGAGUUCAUUCUGGACAACAUUAUCACUUCUCUGGUGUCAAACCUGUUGUUGACACUUACAACACACAUGGAAAUGGUAAUGGGACUAAUUACGAUCGCACUCAAGAUAGAACCCUUGCAACAACAACAGCCCACCACGUACACCACUACCAUCGGCCGCGGCCGCGGCCGGAAGACUCCCAAUGCUCCAUUCUCUGAUCACUCAAUAAUGACCUUAAUUUAAAACGCAAAAUGUUACAUAGAUUAUAGGAUGCUUGGUUUUUUGGUUUCUACUACUUGUGUUUGGAAUUUUUGUUUUUCCCUUCUUCCCAAUUUUUAAGGGCAUG
This is a messenger RNA of Prunus avium (sweet cherry), 536 nucleotides long. NCBI's taxonomy places the organism in Eukaryota, Viridiplantae, Streptophyta, Magnoliopsida, Rosales, Rosaceae. The record is from RefSeq and is a predicted model, not a curated record.